UCCUCCCCUCUCUUCCCCAUUCUCUCCCCCUCCCACCUACUGCACACCUCCCCACCCCAUCUCCCCGCUCUGCCCCCCCAUCCCUGGCCACCAUGCUGUGGUCACGCUGCUGGUGGAAAACCUGAGGAAGACUCUGGAAGGCGACCCUGCUGAGCCAGGGGACUUCUACCUGUCCCGGCUGGACCCCCACACCCUCGCUGAGUGCUGCCCCCCUCAUGGCUUGAUGCCUGAGAGCAGCUACUGGCAGCUCUGCCCUCCCUCUAAGUCCGGCCUGCAGGGGGGGUUGCUGAGCUCUAGUUUCCCGCCUGGCCCUGUGCCGCUGGUGCCGCCCGAUGCUCACCUGCAGGAGGACCGGACCGCCCCCCCGCCUCCGCAGCACCGGCCUCUGGCGCCCAGCACCUCAGCGUCAGAGCUGUCCCUGCCCGGAGCGGCACCGGCAGCACCGCCUCCUGCGCCCGGCCUCCCUCCCCCUCCUCCCCCGCCCCCCAAACGCCACUGCCGUUCACUGUCGGUGCCCGAGGACCUGUCCCGCUGCCGCUACACCUGGCGACCCAGCGCCUCACGGGUCUGGACCCCCGUCAGUCGCCAGCAAUGCCACGGCGGAGUAGGGGGAGGAGUUACGGGUGGGGGGGCAGGGAUGGGAGGAGGGAUUAUAGGGGCAGGUGCGGCUGGGGGCGGGGUCUGUCCUCUCCGUGCUCCCAGCUCCUCUCUGAACUCGUCGCUGCACUCCUCGUCCAGCCCCACCUUCUUCAGCCUGGCGCUGUCUCCGGACUCGCCGCUGCCAUGGAGCUUCCCCUGGGACGCUAGUGAGGCAGCGGCAGGGGGCGGGGCCUGUUGCUGCUUCUUUCCCUCCCCCUCCUCCUGCUCCUCCUCACCCUCUCCCCUCCACCCGCCUCCCCCUCCUCAGAGGCGUUUCUCUCUCUCCCCCGUGCUCAUCAGAGACUCUGCAGCCUCCACCUUCCUGCCUCCACCUCCCGUGCCGAGGCAGGCGCCGCCGCCGCCCCCGACCGGUGGCCCCGUGCCUGUCGGGGGGGCUGUGGGGGGCCCAGUGCCCGCAUCGCCAUCCUCAGCCUGCAGCACGCCGUCCUCUCUGCGACGCAGCCUCCCACCGCAGCUGCCGCGCUGCCACUCGCAGCCAUGUGACCUGCUGCUGCUCAAACCGGGUCUGAAGCGACGGAGAGACCCCGACCGGCCGUGUGCCCGCCCCGUCCUCGACUUCACCAAGAUGACUCAGACCCGCAGCAUCGACCCGCAGUGUCUGGAGCGUGGCGGCGGCAGGCUGGCCUGCGGCGGGGACGUCUGCAUGGGCAUGGAGUCCUUCAUGGGCGACUUCCGGCGCUCCUGCUCUCCAGCCGAGUGCCUGGGCCGGACCAGCAUCGGGCCCCUGAGCGAGAGCGACGAGGAGUGCCGCGAGGACGACGAUGAGGACGAGGGGGAGGAGGAAGCUGGCGAGCGCGAAGCCGCCAAGCAGGCGGUGUUUGAGAGGGACUGUACAGAACUCGACUUGAACUUAAUAGAAGAAAACUGACGUCUUUGUAAAUGGAAGGCUGUUCUCUGUUUCACUUCUUUAGUUUUAUUUUGAAAGUAUCCGAACCCCUUGCCCAUUCCUGGACUACCCUCAUCUCAACACUCUACGCCUCCUUGCCACCAAUCAGCAAGGCUCUCAGGAACAACACCUCUCAUUGGAUGAGCUGAGGUUAAGGAAGCUGACAACAGUGAUGAUGUGACGCCGCCGCUUCUGAACCCUCUGCUGUUUAAAUUGGAAAACCAGGAUGUUAGAGGUGAAACUCUGGUCGCCUGCGAUGAAUGGAAACCUCGACACUCUGAGUCCCAGUCUGCAAGUUGUCCUCCAGAAGAUUAACUUCUGCUUCGCCUGACGCUGCUCUCUCAUCGUUAAGGUCCAUAUCUCUGACUGGACUCAGAAUGUCAGGUGUCCAUCAGCGGCUCCGCCUCCUGGCGUCCAGGUGUCUUCCAGCACAUAGCAACUGAGAAACCCGUCAGUCUGAUGAGGCUCCGCAGCGCACCGCCAGCCGACUCGCCCUCCUACUCCACCGCACCACAAACCGAGACAUGCUCAGGAUCUAAAGGGUCAGUUCAAAUCAGACAGUUUAAGAUAACAUUUAAAAACAACAUGAAAAAGAACUAAAAACAUUUUAGUUUAAAUUUUGUUCUGUUCAGUUCCAGUUUAGUCAUAACAUUUUAGUUAAUUACUUUUUUUUCACAACAAAGAAAAAUGAUAAUCCAGAGCAAAAGUUUCAUGAAAUGUUCUUCAUGUAUAUAACUUCUCUUUAUUUAAACUAAAACACAAACACUAAUGAAUUAUUUCAGCAGCAGACAAACUGUGAAUUCAGAAUAAAAUAUGAUCACGUCUCUUUUAAAACCUUCAUUAUGAGGGUGAAGAACAAAGAAGAGUACAAAUGGUCUCAAGCGUCUGAUUGGUUGAGCUCGGUCGACACAGAUAUGACAUAGUGAUGAUACAUAUCAACUUUUUAUACAGAAAAGAUGCUCCAUGAAAUAAACAGGAGAAAACAAAACAUGUUAAACUUUAAUAAGAUCCUGUCAUUUAACACGCGUGUGACCAAAGUGAACUGAGCCCUCGAAGAUGAAUAUUGAUUAAUACAUAACAAGUGAAGCUGCUUGUGUUGAUCAGUUAUUAAUCAGUGGUUCUGAUUUAACAGUCAAAUACAUCUAUUGAUCAGUUUUGAUUCAAUACUAAAUAAAACAUGUUGAUCAUCAUUUUAAUCUUUAACUUUAUUUACUCUCAGCUGUUAAAACCACUGCUUGUCUCAGUCAUGUGACCUUGGUGUAGUGAUGCGUUCAGGUUAGCUGGUGCGUUGUUGCGUCAUCCCAUCAGGUGACACUAAGGGCAGGUAGCCACUGAUGCUGUUGUUCACCUGAGUGUUCUCACAUUCCCACCUCACUACAAAUACCCACUGUGUGUGUGUGUGUGUGUGUGUGUGUGUGUGUGUGUGUGUGAGUGUGUGUGUGUGCGCGUGGUCAUGUGACUUGUGUCCAGAUUAAAUCCAGAUUGUCAUUUAUGCUCCGCAGUCACAUGUUAAAACUUUAAACCAAAUUCCAACUAAAUAUUCAGAAACAUUAAGGAAAUGCAAACUGCUGCACGAAUCUUAAAACCUCUGCUGCAUGAAAAUGAGGAUUUGUUUCGUUGACAUAAAACUGUCAAUGAGGUGAUUUGUUUUGAAUAUUUUUCUUAAGCUGCAAGUAAUGAAACCAUUUCAGUUCAGAUCAGAGCUCCUCAAACAUAAUACAACUCAAAUCUCUGACCUUCUUUCUCAACCUUUGUUGAGGUGGUCUAAUAAGGUUUCAUUGUGAAUAUCAGAAAAUAAAUUAUAUCUUAAUUUGAGAAGCGUAAACAAACUUUUAUGUGUUUUAUUGAAAAAGCCGUCUGUGUUAAAGUGAAGACGAGUAGCUUCAGAGUCUGAUCAGAGAAACGUUACAACUUUCUUAAUCUGGAUUUAAUCUCGACGCUGAGGAUCCACAGAGCCACUGGGUGUGAUUGUGACUGAAAGCAGAUGAAAGUCGUGUGAUUUUCAUUUUUGCUCCGAUUUUUACGAGAGAACAAAUACUACACGUUAAAGGUUUCGAACAUUUUCCCUGCGUUGGUGCUGUUGACAGAUGCGUUAGGACAACGUGGCUUCUUCUUUUACAUGAUUGGUCUUCACAUUCCUGCUGAUCAAAUCAGAUUCAUUUACUUUCUUCCAAACUGCCUUUGAUGUCCUUACCUGCGGCCUGCGUUCAGAUAGUCCAUCACAGUUGUGUUUUAGUUUUGUUACGGUAGUGUUUUUGUCACGUGGUGAGACGGUUGAAACUUCAGACCUCUCUUUAGUGAUGCAGUCAUUCAGAGUAGCUUCUAAAAAAAUAUUCAGAGACAAACUUUACUCCAGAAGACAAUCAACAGGAACAUUACAAAACAUGUACACACAGCCGCUGUAACACACAAAAACUGACUGUCUCAGUGACACACACAAACUGACUCUAAUUCCCAGUGACACACACAAACUGACUCUAAUUCCCAGUGACACACACAAACUGACUGAGUGUCACAGUGUCACACAUAUUAUGUCACUUUUUAUUGACGUAAUGUCCCCAUUACACACAUUUAGAUAUAAUGUCCCCAUUACACACAGAAACAAAGACUUUGUCCCCAUUUAGUCCCCAUUACACACAGGACCAUUAUGAAAAACAAUCAGGUAAAGUGUUGUAGAAAUCAGAUUUCAAAUUGUCCCUGAAUGCACCAAAAAUACUGCAACUUGUGUUUGGCCAAAAAGAACUAAAAUAAUGUAAAUGUGACUGUGAUGGAUUAUCAUAUUUCUAUUUUUGCGACUUAACUGUUAAAUUUUCAGAUGAUUAUUUUAAAGAGAAAAAUGAACGUGAUUAAAGUUGGGAUUGUUCGAUGUUUGAUCUGACGAUAGACAGAUUGUCUGUGUGACAAACUUGUUUAAAAAAAACUGAAGGAUGAAUUUGCUCAGAUUUAAGAAACAAACUAAAUUUUGAGAAGAAGAAAUGUCCCAGCAAACACAUACACACAUGUUGUCAUAGGGCACCUUUGGGGACCCAGACUUGCAUUAAUUUCCUGGAGGUUUAACUCAACUUGAACCUGUCCCCACAUGUGGCCUAUGACAGAGAUCACACACUGAUCCACCCCCCCCCCCCCCCCCCCUCCAUCCACCCCCAUGUUCGUAGGGUUGUUUCUGCAGAUCAGUCCAUUACACCCAGCAUACGCCUUAACUGAACAUAUUCUACUAUUCUGUAAAUCAAAAUGUUCAAAAGAAAAAAAGGUAAAGACAAAACUAACGGAGAAGAAAUGGAAACGUGUACUGUAGCUGUUAAAUUUUUAGUCCUUCUGUUGGUUAUCUGCUGUUUUUUCUUAAUAUUUCUAAUCUGAGCGCGGCGAGAUGUCGUGAUGAUGAUGAUGAUGAUGAACACAUCGUGUUUAGGAGAAAAAAUAAAAAGCUUCAGGAGGAGGAUGAGCGGUCGUGUACAAAGUUAGCGCAGAGACUCGGACAUCUCUCGUCUUUUAGAAAUGUUUUUUAUUGUAUGUGAUUAAAAGGAAAAAACAAUAUGGCAAUUUGAAAAGCAGUUUGUGAAUAAAUUAAGUUUAAUGAGAAUUAUUUUACAAAGAAAGAAGAAA
Messenger RNA from Pleuronectes platessa (European plaice), 5149 nucleotides. RefSeq names its product family with sequence similarity 53 member C (gene fam53c). Gene Ontology annotation, biological process: protein import into nucleus. Gene Ontology annotation, cellular component: nucleus. The record is from RefSeq and is a predicted model, not a curated record. NCBI's taxonomy places the organism in Eukaryota, Metazoa, Chordata, Actinopteri, Pleuronectiformes, Pleuronectidae. The transcript has 4 exons. The coding region runs from base 224 to 1528 and encodes 434 amino acids.